UACUCUUUUUCCUGUUAGUUUGUUUGUGGCUGAAACAAAAUAUUCUUCUUCGAUUUGGCGAGAAAAUAUCAACAGAUCGAAGUGAAAAUGGAGUGCGUGUUCAGUUUAGUAGGAAGUGAUUUCGCCGUCGUUGCGGCGAACUCAUCUGCGGUUCAUAGCAUCCUCGUCCACAAAUCUAAUAAAGACAAGAUCAUGAUCCUCGAUUCUCACAAACUCAUCACCGCUAGCGGUGAACCCGGCGACAGAGUACAGUUCAUGGAGUACAUACAGAAAAACAUGGCUUUAUAUCAGUUUCGAAACGGUAUUCCUUUGACGACUACAGCUGCUGCUAAUUUCACUCACGGUGAGCUUGCCACUGCCUUAAGGAAGAAUCCAUACUCUGUGAACAUCCUUCCUGCUGGCUACGACAAAGAGACAGACCCGUCUCUGUACUGUAUGGACUACAUUGCUACACUUCAUAAGGUUGAUAAGGGAGUAUUUGGUUAUGGAUCCUACUUCUCUUUAGCCAUGAUGGACAGACACUACCACAGUGUCAUGACGGUGGAAGAAGCCAUUGAUUUAGUCGAUAUAUGCAUAAUGGAGAUCAGAUCAAGACUGGUCGUGGCUCCUCCAAACUUUGUCAUCAAGAUCGUCGACAAGGAUGGAGCAAGAGAGUAUGUCUGGCAUGAAUCUGUCAAGGAUGCUGCCAUUAAUUCAGCCUGAAGAUAUUUGCCGUGGACUUGCUCUUCUGUUUUGAACGUUUAAUUUGCAUGUACUGAUAGGGAAAAAAACUAUUUAUCUAUUGACUUGAUUAUGUUCUGAAGUGGAAAAAGAUUUGGAAAUUUGAUGAUACUUUUUUAU
Messenger RNA from Hibiscus syriacus, 840 nucleotides. RefSeq names its product proteasome subunit beta type-2-B-like. Bases 88 to 702 code for a protein of 204 amino acids. NCBI's taxonomy places the organism in Eukaryota, Viridiplantae, Streptophyta, Magnoliopsida, Malvales, Malvaceae. Gene Ontology annotation, biological process: proteasomal protein catabolic process. Gene Ontology annotation, molecular function: peptidase activity. The transcript is spliced from 3 exons. Gene Ontology annotation, cellular component: nucleus; proteasome core complex; proteasome core complex, beta-subunit complex. The record is from RefSeq and is a predicted model, not a curated record.